AUGACAAUGGAUUACUUUCUGCUUUUAUGCAGCCUCUUGCUGCCCAUGGUGUCCUCCGUAGAAGAGACGCUGAUGGACACGAAGUGGGCCACGACAGAAUUAGCCUGGACUGCACACCCUGAGACUGGGUGGGAAGAAGUAAGUGGCUAUGAUGAUGCCAUGAACCCCAUCAGGACGUAUCAAGUCUGCAAUGUACGUGAGGCCAACCAGAAUAACUGGCUACGCAGUGACUUCAUCCCGCGAAAGGAUGUGCUGCGUGUAUAUGUCGAGAUGAAAUUCACUGUGCGUGAUUGCAACAGCAUCCCCAACAUCCCCGGCUCCUGCAAAGAGACCUUCAACCUCUUCUACUAUGAGUCCGACUCCGACUCGGCCACAGCCACCAGCCCUUUCUGGAUGGAGAACCCUUAUGUGAAGGUGGACACUAUUGCCCCAGACGAGAGCUUCUCCAUGCUCGAGUCAGGACGGGUAAACACAAAAGUCAGAAGUUUCGGCCCUCUGUCCAAAGCCGGGUUCUACUUGGCCUUCCAGGACCUUGGCGCUUGCAUGUCACUCAUCUCAGUGAGGGUGUUUUAUAAGAAGUGCUCCACCACAAUUGCCAACUUUGCCGUGUUCCCAGAGACGGCAACUGGGGCUGAGGCAACGUCCUUGGUCAUUGCGCCAGGAACUUGUGUCCCCAACGCUCUGGAGGUGUCCGUGCCACUGAAGCUUUACUGCAACGGUGACGGGGAGUGGAUGGUUCCUGUCGGAGCCUGCACCUGUUCGUCUGGUUUUGAACCAUCAUUAAAGGAAACCCAAUGUCAAGCUUGCAACCCCGGCACCUUCAAGUCCAAACAGGGAGACGGCUUCUGCCUGCCGUGUCCCGACCACAGCGUCGCCGGCUCGGGAGCAGCCAGCAUCUGCUCCUGUCGAAACGGUUACUACCGAUCGGACACCGACUCGCCCGACUCCCCCUGCACCACUGUUCCCUCGGCUCCACGCAGCGUCAUCUCCAUCGUGAACGAAACCUCGCUCGUGCUGGAGUGGAGCGAGCCGCGCGACAUGGGCGACCGCGACGACAUCUUCUACAACGUCAUCUGCAAGAAAUGCCUGCCCGAGCGGGGGAUGUGCUCGCGUUGCGACGACAACGUGGACAUCUCGCCGCGCCACCUGGGCCUGACCCAGCGCCGCGUGGCCGUCCGGAACCUGCAGGCGCACACGCAGUACAGCUUCGAGAUCCAGGCGGUCAACGGAGUGUCCAACAAGAGCCCGUACACACCUCAUUUCUCCGCAGUGAACAUCACCACCAAUCAGGCCGCUCCGUCCGCAGUGCCCACCGUCCACCUGAUGGCGGCCACAGCGAGCACCAUGAGCCUGUCCUGGCUGCCUCCAGACAAGCCCAACGGAAUCAUUCUGGAUUAUGAGAUUAAGUACCAUGAGAAGGUAAGCGGCAAUGAUCAGGGUGAGGCCAUCGCCCAUACUAUGACCGCCCAGCGGAGCAACGCACGCAUCGAAGGUCUCAAGGCUGGUACGCCUUAUGUGGUGCAGGUCCGGGCCCGAACUGUAGCUGGUUACGGUCGCUACAGCAGCCCAGCCGACUUCAGCACCAACCUGCAAACCGACCCUCCCAAGUCAUGGCAAGAGCAGGUGCCACUCAUCGUGGGAUCAGCCACCACCACCUUUGUCUUCAUCAUUGCAGUUGUGGUCAUCGCAAUCGUCUGCCUCAGAAAGCAGAGGAACGGCUCAGAGUCGGAGUACACAGAGAAACUGCAGCAAUACAAAUCCCCUAUAGUAACGCCGGGAAUGAAGGUCUACAUUGAUCCCUUCACCUACGAGGACCCCAAUGAAGCAGUGCGCGAGUUUGCCAAGGAGAUCGACGUGUCCUGCGUGAAGAUCGAGGAGGUCAUCGGCGCAGGUAACCCACCCAAGCUCCUGAGCUACAGGGGGAAGACUGCUAGUCACCUCCAGGCCAUACCGUUAGAGGACUUCACACCAAGCGGAGAGUUUGGGGAAGUGUGCCGUGGUCGCCUCAAGCUGCCUGGGAGACGGGAGAUCAUCGUAGCCAUCAAGACCCUGAAGGUGGGCUACACUGACCGCCAGAGGCGAGACUUCCUGUCCGAGGCUUCCAUCAUGGGCCAGUUCGACCAUCCCAACAUCAUCCGUUUGGAAGGCGUAGUCACCAAGAGCCGGCCGGUGAUGAUCGUGACCGAGUUCAUGGAGAAUGGGGCACUGGACUCAUUCCUGAGGCUCAAUGACGGGCAGUUUACUGUGAUCCAGCUGGUCGGGAUGCUGCGCGGCAUCGCGGCGGGCAUGAAGUACCUGUCGGACAUGAACUACGUGCACAGAGACUUGGCCGCCCGCAACAUCCUGGUCAACAGUAACCUGGUGUGUAAGGUGUCUGACUUUGGCCUGUCCCGUUUCCUGGAGGACGACGCCACAGACCCAACCUACACCAGCUCACUGGGCGGCAAGAUCCCCAUUCGCUGGACGGCUCCCGAGGCCAUCGCGUACAGGAAGUUCACCUCGGCCAGUGACGUCUGGAGCUACGGCAUCGUCAUGUGGGAGGUGAUGUCGUACGGCGAGCGGCCGUACUGGGACAUGAGCAAUCAAGAUGUGAUAAAUGCCGUUGAGCAGGACUACCGACUGCCCCCACCCAUGGACUGCCCCACAGCGCUGCACCAGCUCAUGCUGGACUGCUGGGUGAAGGAGAGGAACCUGCGACCGAAAUUCACCCAGAUUGUGGCCACGCUGGAUAAGCUUAUCCGCAAUGCUGCCAGCCUCAAGGUGGUCACGAACAGCACACAGUCCACAGGGGUGUCCCAGCCCUUGCUUGACCGCUGUGUCCCAGACUAUACCACUUUCACCACUGUGGGGGACUGGCUGGACGCCAUCAAGAUGAGCCGCUACCGUGACAACUUCGUCAAUGCCGGAUUCGCUUCCUUCGACCUGGUGGCCCAGAUGACGGCAGAGGACCUGCUGCGGAUAGGAGUGACGCUGGCCGGCCAUCAAAAGAAGAUUCUCGGGAGCAUUCAGGACAUGAGACUACAGAUGAACCAAACACUUCCUGUCCAGGUGUGA
Limanda limanda (common dab) is the source of this 3054-nucleotide messenger RNA. Its product is annotated as ephrin type-B receptor 3-like. Gene Ontology annotation, biological process: axon guidance; cell surface receptor protein tyrosine kinase signaling pathway; protein phosphorylation. The record is from RefSeq and is a predicted model, not a curated record. Gene Ontology annotation, molecular function: protein binding; ATP binding; transmembrane-ephrin receptor activity. Lineage: Eukaryota; Metazoa; Chordata; Actinopteri; Pleuronectiformes; Pleuronectidae. Bases 1 to 3054 code for a protein of 1017 amino acids. Gene Ontology annotation, cellular component: plasma membrane; neuron projection. The transcript is spliced from 16 exons.